Molecule: messenger RNA, 1649 nt
Organism: Pseudonaja textilis
Lineage: Eukaryota; Metazoa; Chordata; Lepidosauria; Squamata; Elapidae
Source: RefSeq, a predicted model, not a curated record
CCACGGUAUUCUCAGGGAUCUUCUCCAACUGCAAAUUCAAAGUGCCCGGUGUAGCUGAGAAACAUCCCAAUAUCUUUUUUCCCUUUCAGAUAAUCGGCGCAGAACAAAGAGCAACGAUGGGCAAUCUAGUUUCAAAGGAUUUUAUAAGGAGAGAAUUUGAGGAUUUAAAGAGCGAUUUGAACCAAGGCAAUAUCCCCAAAGUGGCAUCUGAAUACCAAAACCGUUUAAAUGAAAUGCAAAAUCUGCCCCUGAAUAUCGCAGUUACUGGAAAUGCCGGUACUGGGAAAUCCUCCUUUGUCAAUGCCUUCCGAGGAGUCAGGGAUGAUGAUGAAGAGGCAGCCGAGGUAGGGCCAGGAAAAGAAACCAUGGAGCCAAAGGCAUAUCCUCACCCUUCAUUCCCUAAUAUAAAAAUAUGGGACCUUCCAGGGAUCGGAACACUCAAGGUUAAGGCAGCAGAAUAUCUGAAGAAAGUCCAAUUUGAAAGAUAUGAUGUCUUUAUUAUGGUUAUUUCUGACCGUUUUACGGAAAAUGAUGCUCUGCUGGCAAAGGAAAUACAAAGAAUGAGGAAGAAGUUUUACUAUGUGUGUAGCAAAAUAGAUAUCACUAUCAACAAUGAAAUGAAGAAAAAGAAUUUCAAUGUGGAGACCACCUUGGCAUCCAUGAAGCAAUAUUGUGAAAGUCGCUUGAAAGAGGCAGCUGAGGUUUCCUCAAGAGUGUUUCUGGUAUCCAGCCAGGAGGUAUACAUGUAUGACUUCCCUCUCCUGCAAGAGACAAUUGCUGUUGAACUUCCUGACCACAAGAAAGAGAUUUUAACACUAUCUGUACAUAUUUUCUCAGAAAAGGAAUUGAUGAAGAAAAAAGAGCUAAUGAAAUCCUAUAUAAAGAAGAUAGCGCUGAUAUCUUGUGCUUGUGGAAUCGUGCCUGUCCCGGGUAUCUCGAUGGCUUGUGAUGUUGGAAUUUUGAUAAAUGCUCUGAGUCGUUUCUGCAGGGUGUUUGGCUUAGAUGACCGGUCCCUCCGUUUUCUGGCACUUCAGACGGGAAAAGAAUUUGAAGAUCUGAGGUCGGCUAUCAAGAAAACCCCGUUAGCCAACGCAAUCAAUGAAGAAUUGGUAUUUUCUCUCUUGAUGAGGUCAUCCCUCUGGGUCACUGUGUCGCUUGUGGAAAUGGUUCUUGAUAUUAUACCAGUUAUUGGGUCUCUGUUUGGUGGAGCGAGUUCAUACGUUGUCACGUACCAUUUUCUGAACAGCUUUCUUGAAGAUGCCGUGGAAGAUGCCCGAAAUGUCCGUGAAAAAUUUCUUCAGCAACCGGAAUCCCAGGGAGUUUGAUAAAACCUCCCCAUUUCCCUUUUGAAGGAAACAGCCAAGCAUUUCAUCCAAAUGAAGCUGGAUGCAGGAAAAUAAUAAUGAGCCUAUUUUCAUGUUUUUAAGAAUUCUCUGAUUGAAAUAUGUGCUUGAUCACCCUGAGGGCAAAGAUCACCCUUAUCUGCUGGUAUCUCUACGUGAAUUCAGAAAUUAAACAUUUAUUGCUUUGGUGUUGGGUACUUUUCUUUUCCUUUCAUUUUCUUUCUUUUGUUUUUUUCUUUUUUACAAUUUUAAAGAACAAAACAACAGCGAAUUUGAUACGAAACUGCAUAUUUCAUAACCGUUUUU